AAAAAACAAUUUGAAGCAUCGAAGGGUGAAAUAGAAAAAAAUGAAAGGACUGAAAUGAAAUAAAACCUUGGUGGAUGCUAUCAAUAGCCUUGUUCUUUUAGCUUUCUGUAUAAUGUAAUGGGCAGGUCUUAUUACUUGAGUGUGUGAUGCAAGAGAUAGUCAUUGCAGAUUUUAGUUGCCUAAGUUUGAUCCUUUGUGGAGUUCCUUUGCAAGUCUCUUUUUUUUCUCCUUAUUCAUAAUUUUCAAAACAAAAAAAAAGCAUUUACCGAUCAUAGCUUUAGAUUAAUUAUAUGUGUUAUUGAAAGAGAUGAGGAGCUAGUAUCAUUCGUGCAGGUGUCAAAGUGAUCAUCAGCAGCCUUCCAUUCCUUUCUCUCUUUGCUAGCUGGCUUUCAUGCAGAGCUAAAGGCCUUCUCCUUUUGUUCCUCUCGCUAUAUUUUACUAUUGAGCAGUCAGUACCGGUGCUUUCCGCAUAUAUUUUCACAAAUUAAGAAAACUUGAAUAUGUCUUCCCUGUCUCCGUGUCUCCAAGUCUUCAGAACUUCGAAGAGAUGGAGAUUCAUUCAGCUGGCAAUUUAAAGCAGCUUUUUUGGUCCAAAGGAUUUUGCUGUCCAAUUGCCGUCUUUGAAAUGUCUACGCAUCACGGCCACGAAGAAUUGGGUAAUUUGUUGGCACAACUACAAGGGCUUACAAGUUUGGAAACAUUGAAGUUGUCCUCCCUGCUUGUGCCUGACUUGAGGAGUAUAUGGAAGGGUCUCGUGCCAUGCAAUUUGACUACUUUGGAGGUGAAAAGGUGUCAGAGAGUGACACAUGUAUUCACAAACAGCAUGAUCGCUAGUCUAAUUCAACUGAAAAUUCUAGAGAUAUCAGACUGUGAGGAAUUGGAACAAAUCAUUGCAAAGGAUAAUGAUGAUGAAAAUAAUCAGAUAUUGUCAGGGAGUGAUCUCCAAUCAGCAUGCUUCCCUAAUUUGUGUCGACUUGAGAUCACAGCAUGCAACAAGUUAAAGAGUCUCUUCCCGGUAGCCAUGGCUUCAGGUCUCAAAAAGCUCCGAGAACUUAAAGUAAGGAAAUCCUCUCAAUUAUUGGGAGUAUUUGGGCAGGAUGAUCAUGCUUCACCUGUCAAUGUUGAGAAGGAGAUGGUGCUCCCUGAUCUGCAGGAGUUGUUGCUUGUACAAUUACCAAGUAUUUCCUCCUUCAGUCUCGGAUGUUCUAAUUUCUUGUUCCCUCAUUUGAAGAAGUUGGAGGUGGAUGGAUGCCCAAAGCUGACCACAGAAUCUGCUACUACAUCAAAUGACUCAAUGAGUGCUCAAUUAGAGGGGUUUAUGAAUUUGAAAGAAAUAUAUAUUGGAAACUUGGAAGGAGUACAAGAUUUAAUGCAAGUUGGACGUUUGGUAACUAAUAAAAGAGGUGGGCAUGAACUUUCACUCGUUAGUUUGGAAACAUUACGCUUGAACUUAUUGCCAGACUUGAGGUGUAUAUGGAAGGUUCUCCUGCCGAGCAAUUUGACUACUUUGAAGGUGAACGACUGUAAGAGACUGACACAUGUAUUCACAGACAGCAUGAUUGCUAGUCUAGUUCAACUGAAACUUCUAGAGAUAUCAGCUUGUGAGGAAUUGGAGCAAAUCGUUGCUAAGGAUAAUGAUGAUGAAAAGGAUCAGAUAUUUUCAGGAAGUGAUCUCCAAUCUUCAUGCUUCCCUAAUUUGUGUCGACUUGAGAUCACAGGAUGCAACAAGUUGAAGAGUCUCUUCCCGAUAGCCAUGGCUUCAGGUCUCAAAAAGCUCCGAAAACUUAAAGUGAGAAAAUCCUCUCAAUUAUUGGGAGUAUUUGGGCAGGAUGAUCAUGCUUCACCUGCUAAUAUUGAGAAGGAGAUGGUGCUCCCUGAUCUGCAGGAGUUGUUGCUUGUACAAUUACCAAGUAUUUCCUCCUUCAGUCUCGGAUGUUCUAAUUUCUUGUUCCCUCAUUUGAAGAAGUUGGAGGUGGAUGGAUGCCCAAAGCUGACCACAGAAUCUGCUACUACAUCAAAUGACUCAAUGAGUGCUCAAUUAGAGGGGUUUAUGAAUUUGAAAGAAAUAUAUAUUGGAAACUUGGAAGGAGUACAAGAUUUAAUGCAAGUUGGACGUUUGGUAACUAAUAAAAGAGGUGGGCAUGAACUUUCACUCGUUAGUUUGGAAACAUUACGCUUGAACUUAUUGCCAGACUUGAGGUGUAUAUGGAAGGUUCUCCUGCCGAGCAAUUUGACUACUUUGAAGGUGAACGACUGUAAGAGACUGACACAUGUAUUCACAGACAGCAUGAUUGCUAGUCUAGUUCAACUGAAACUUCUAGAGAUAUCAGCUUGUGAGGAAUUGGAGCAAAUCGUUGCUAAGGAUAAUGAUGAUGAAAAGGAUCAGAUAUUUUCAGGAAGUGAUCUCCAAUCUUCAUGCUUCCCUAAUUUGUGUCGACUUGAGAUCACAGGAUGCAACAAGUUGAAGAGUCUCUUCCCGAUAGCCAUGGCUUCAGGUCUCAAAAAGCUCCGAAAACUUAAAGUGAGAAAAUCCUCUCAAUUAUUGGGAGUAUUUGGGCAGGAUGAUCAUGCUUCACCUGCUAAUAUUGAGAAGGAGAUGGUGCUCCCUGAUCUGCAGGAGUUGUUGCUUGUACAAUUACCAAGUAUUUCCUCCUUUAGUCUCGGAUGUUCUAAUUUCUUGUUCCCUCAUUUGAAGAAGUUGGAGGUGGAUGGAUGCCCAAAGCUGACCACAAAAUUUGAUACUACAUCAAAUGGUUCAAUGAGUGCUCAAUCAGAGGUAUCUCAAGUAGCUGAGGAUGCCAGCACUUGUUGCUCCGUGCCAACCAGCACUGCUAGAAGGUGGACCCGAAGAUUUGGAUGGAAAAAGGAAGAGGAUGAAGGUGGUCAUGCUAAUAUUGUUUAGCACCAUCUUAUUAUAUAGGCUACAAGAUGAUUGAGUCAGAUGAUAAGUUAAUAUGGACUUUGGACUUUGAAGAACAUGCUAAUGAUUCAUUCUUGCAGGUAAUAUGGCUGCAACUAUUUAUCUUCUAUGCUUCUUUAAAUGGUUGGAUUAAAUCAACAAAUAAGAUAUGACUGGAUGAUCUUUGUCCUUGAUGUUUGCAUUAGGUUGGUUGGUUACUUAUGUGAUGAUCAACUCGACAUUGGUGGGAAGUAAUUCCAGCUGUUUCAUUAGCUAUAACAAUUUGUCUUAUUUCAUGUGUUUGUUGUGUGAACUUCCAGAAAUGUUGUGUGUUUAGUAAUUUAUUGUGCGAACCUCCAAAAAAAGGGCUUUUGUUUGUUUGCCCAUUUGUGUUUCUUUUCAAGUGUCCGAACCUUCAAUAACUAAAGGCAUAAUGUUUACUCAUUUAUGUGCUUA
This is a messenger RNA of Populus nigra (black poplar), 3355 nucleotides long. RefSeq lists its product as uncharacterized. Lineage: Eukaryota; Viridiplantae; Streptophyta; Magnoliopsida; Malpighiales; Salicaceae. Bases 548 to 2902 code for a protein of 784 amino acids. The transcript is spliced from 8 exons. The record is from RefSeq and is a predicted model, not a curated record.